AUGCUGCAGAUGCUGCGGAUUGGCUGGACCCCCGCCCUGCUCGCAGCCUCCCCAGGCCAGGCCCAGGUCCCCGCCCAGGCCAACCUUGACACCAGCCAGUUCCAGGGCAUCUGGUACGUGGUUGGGGCGGUGUCAGAUGACCAGGGCUUCCUGGACUCCAAGGACAGCGUGAAGAUGCCCGUGGUCUUGGUGACCCCCUUGGCCAACGGCGACCUGGGCCUCAAGUUUGGGUACCCCACGCCCGAUGGCGGGUGCCAGAAGAUGGACGCGACCUUCACCAAGGAUGCCCGCCCAGCUCAGCAGGCUCUCGCUUCCCCAGCCAUGGCCCAGACCAACAUCCGGGUGGCUUUCACUGACUACAAGCACUUCGCCGUGUUGUACUCCAAGACGCAGAAGGGGGACGUUAGGAACGUCCGGCUGCAGCUCUACACCCGGGCCCCAGAGCUAUUUCCUGAAGAUGCCCAGAAGAUGCAGCAGCUGGCACCCCAAGCGGGCUUGAACCCCAGCGAGGGCGCCCUGCUGCCCAAGUCAGGUGAGCGCUGUUCCCCUGCCGGCUCAGGGCUGCAGGAGCUGAAAGACCCUAGACCCUGACGGGGGGCUGGAGGGGAGCCAGGCCCCAAGGCUCACUCCACUGGCCCUGGACCCAGAACAGGAGGACCAGGAGAGGGUGGGCGGUGCCCUGGCCAGGUGCCCCUCAGGAGGGGGUCACAGGCCGGGAGGCUUGGCUACUCCGGGGAGGGUGUGGAGCCUCCGGCCCGGGGAGGGGGCACUGGGUGUUUCCUCGGGCCCUGCUCUCUUCCACAGACCAGUGUGCCGGCACCCUCGCCUAGGUGAGUGCGUGGGGCUGGCCCGGACCCAGCGCCCUGCUGACCCAGGGAGGCCCCUCCCGGCCAGAGGGCUGCACUCUGGGGGUCCUCUGUCCUGGGGCAGCGGCGGGGAGGGACAGAGUGGGGCCCCGGGGUGGGCUCAGGGAGGGCAGGAGGAGGUGAGAGGACCCCGCCCCUCCCCACAGCUGCUGCCCGGUUGGUUUGCAGUGAGGGACCCAGCCCAGGGGUUGGAGAAGAGGGCCGUGAUGCCGGGGCUCCGGGUACCCAGCCCUCCUCAAAGGGCGGCGGCCUCCCUCCACCCCCAGGCCCCAGCACCAUAAACAGUCUCGAAAAGCCAGCGCUGUGCUUUUCUUGGGUGGGGGCAGGAAUAGGGGGAUGGGGCAGAGGAGCCGUGUG
Balaenoptera musculus (blue whale) is the source of this 1223-nucleotide messenger RNA. It is a transcript of the gene LCNL1, whose product is annotated as lipocalin like 1. Bases 1 to 591 code for a protein of 196 amino acids. Gene Ontology annotation, molecular function: small molecule binding. Lineage: Eukaryota; Metazoa; Chordata; Mammalia; Artiodactyla; Balaenopteridae. The record is from RefSeq and is a predicted model, not a curated record. The transcript has 5 exons.